Messenger RNA from Tetrahymena thermophila SB210, 315 nucleotides. Its product is annotated as transmembrane protein, putative. The record is from RefSeq and is a predicted model, not a curated record. The annotation marks the transcript as partial. NCBI's taxonomy places the organism in Eukaryota, Ciliophora, Oligohymenophorea, Hymenostomatida, Tetrahymenidae. The transcript is spliced from 4 exons.
AUGGCUAAUUAUUUAUUUAAAUUUAUAAAAUAUUAAUAAUCAAUCUUCCCUUUAAAUACUCCUUAGAAAGUAAAUUACUUAAAUUACUAUUAUUAAUUUAAUUUCAUAUUUCAAUAGAAAAAAUAUUUAUUAUUUUUUAAUUAUUUUCUCCUUUUUUAAAUUAUCUUAUCUUAUUUUAGCACACAAAAAAAGAUGAAGUAAAUAACUUUGAAAAUCAUGAUCAUAAAUUCAUAGUCAUAUUCUUUUAGAGGAUUGUAAUCAAUCGCCCUUUCCUUAAAAAUACUAAAUUUACUUAUAUAUUCAAAAUAGCAUCCA